CAAGAUAAACCAGUGUGUACAAUAAAGUGCUACGAAGAUGUCGCAUUUUGAAGAUAAAAAGCAAUUCGAAGAUCUUUUGGACUUCACAAAAAACUUGGUCCGUAGUACCAGAUCUCAAUUGAGCAAAUCUCAAGUGGAAUUGGUAGCGGACGAUCUGAUAGACAGAGCUGUGAGGGAAUUGUAUCCACUAAAAAAACGACAAAGUGUGGACCAGGCUUGUUCGAGUGCUACGUUAAACUCCGGUAACACCCGCGAUAAAAAUGGCUCGACAGAAGGGUACAAAAUGAGGCAACACAAGUGCAAAACCUGCGGAAAACCACCUCCUGUCCUCUACCAGCCUAUGAAUGUUACCGUCAGUGAGGAGUACAUUCCUAAUGAAAAAAGAAGAAGGCGAACUUGCCCGUCUCCAAGCCAAAACGAUUCCGGUAAGAGCACGUCGGAAUUAAAUGUUUUCGAGAAAUUGUAUGCCUUGAGGAAAACCCAUAACGUCGCGAACGAUAAGGGAAAAAAGAAGAUGUCUGCCGCUCCGAAACUCGCCUGUACCGAUUCGAAGGACCAGAAAAAUUUAGAUAAUUCGAUAAAGCAUUGCUUCGGAAGCAUUCAAAAGGCUCUUGACAAUUUGAAACUAAGUUCUGAUGUAGGUUCUAGUGCUACAUUGGGUUAUAAUCCAAAUGUAAAUUAUUAUUCUACUUCUAGUUUAAGUUCCUAAUUUUCUAUUCAUUUUAUUGUUCAUCUAUUCAUUUCUAUGUUUAUUUAGGUACUUCAUAUGAUGAGAAAGUAUUAAUUUCAUGAUAAACAUAAUAAUAUAAUAAUUGUAUGUUAAGUUGGUAUUUAGUGUAUAUUUUG
Phyllotreta striolata is the source of this 846-nucleotide messenger RNA. The record is from the annotation of a GenBank genome assembly. NCBI's taxonomy places the organism in Eukaryota, Metazoa, Arthropoda, Insecta, Coleoptera, Chrysomelidae.